AUGACGAAUACUUUCCGGAAAUUCAUGAAUCUUGUUUUAUUUAUUCUGUUUGUUGUUGGGUUCGGUUGGUUGAAAACUACAACUUCCACUUCCUUUAAUCAUCAACCGGUAGAAGGAGGAGGGGAGGCUAGUAGUGGUAAGUGUCUCGAUGAGGAGAGACGCGCUCUUCUUUAUUUCAAAGCAUAUAUUAAUCAAAUCCACAAUGAUCCCCUUCCUACAUGGACAACCAAAGAAGAGAAAGCGACCAAUGAUUGUUGUAAAUGGCAAGGAGUCACAUGUAAUGAACAAACAGGUCAUGUCACAAGCCUUGACUUGAAUUAUAUGGUGAUUAAAGGUAAGAUUAGCCCUUCAUUGCUUAACUUAAGCUACUUGGAACGUCUUGACAUUUCCCAUAAUUCCUUUCAUGGAGCUAUUCCCAUGUUCAUUGGCUCAUUAACCAAAUUAAGGUAUCUUGACCUUUCCAACAAUUCUUUCUAUGGAACCAUUCCUAGGUCCAUAGGCACUUUGAGUGAAUUAAGGCAUCUUGACCUUAGCAAAAAUUUUCUUUUAAAUGGAACCAUUCCUCCAGAAAUUCGAAACCUCACGAACUUGAAAGUGCUUUCACUUAGAUCCCUCAACAAUUGUACGGUUGAAAACCUAGAUUGGUUAUAUCACAUGUCUCAAUUGGAGGAACUUGAAAUGGAUGGUAUUUCUUUGGGCAAAGCAGAUAACUGGGUAAAUGUGAUUCUAAGUCUUCAAAAACUAUCCUUUUUAUCUUUAGAUGAAUGUGACCUAUCUAUGGCCAUGCAUCCAUAUUCUAAUUCAUCUGCCAACUAUUCUUCUUCGUCUAUUGUUUCCCUUGGUCUCGGAAACAACAAUCUCAACUCAUCCAUGUUUCAUUGGUUGUUCCCGUUAACUACCAAUAGACUGGAAAUUCUUGAUCUCUCUAGAAACAAGUUACAUGGGAUUCCCAAAUAUCUUGGAAAUCUGUGUAGUUUGACGGCUUUUUAUUUUGAAAACAACAUAGUGCCUAUCAAACUUUCUGAUUUCCUAAACAAUUUGUCUGGAUGCACAUCAAUUACAUUACAAGAGUUAUCUGCUUUAAGAAGUCAAUUCACAGGAUCAUUGCCUGAUGAUAUUCAGAAGUUUUCAUCUCUAGGAUUGUUAACCCUGAGUGAUAAUAAGUUGAAUGGGACUAUAAGUCAUAAGGUGUGGCUACUGCCCAAUCUUGAAAUUCUAGACGUUUCUUCCAAUUCUCUUAGUGGUACGAUAUCUGAAUACAUUGGAAAGACAAAAGGUCUUACUAUAAAUCUUUCAAACAACAAAGUUGAAGGAGUUCCUUCGAAUGCUCACGUGUCAAAUAUCUCUAAUAUAGAAGAGAUUUUCUUAAGCUCUUGCAAGUUAGGGCCUCGUUUCCCAAAAUGGACUCAAACACUAAAAAAUCUUACAGCUCUUCACAUUGCCAAACCGGAAUUUCAGAUACAAUUCCUGUGGAGUUUUGGAACAUGUGGCCUUCUCAAUUGA
This is a messenger RNA of Helianthus annuus (common sunflower), 1503 nucleotides long. RefSeq names its product receptor-like protein EIX1. The transcript has a single exon. Gene Ontology annotation, molecular function: protein binding. Lineage: Eukaryota; Viridiplantae; Streptophyta; Magnoliopsida; Asterales; Asteraceae. The coding region runs from base 1 to 1503 and encodes 500 amino acids. The record is from RefSeq and is a predicted model, not a curated record.